This is a messenger RNA of Baudoinia panamericana UAMH 10762, 408 nucleotides long. RefSeq lists its product as uncharacterized. Lineage: Eukaryota; Fungi; Ascomycota; Dothideomycetes; Mycosphaerellales; Teratosphaeriaceae. The record is from RefSeq and is a predicted model, not a curated record. The transcript is spliced from 2 exons. The coding region runs from base 1 to 408 and encodes 135 amino acids.
AUGCAGGACCGUCAUGAACUCGUCCAAGCCUACCGUCAGCUCUAUAAGCAGGCAUUGCGAGCAUGUCAAUACUCCAAACCAUCACGUUACGUGAUGCGAGACAGGAUUCGCAAUGCCUUUCGUCAUGGCCGUAGCGAGGAGUUCGACAAGGGUAAGGUCGAGCGUACAGUGAUGUUCUUGCGACACGCAGCUAGCCACAGAGGACUGGAGCAUACGAUCCAGAAAAACCUUUGCCACGUGUGGUGGGAGCGGGAGAAUAAAGUUCGAGAACAUGGAGACCGACGAUCGUGUGUGCUGAGUGGUUUUAUCAGGCGCUCAGAUAUUCGAGAGCUGCGCAAGCAUGCAUAUGCUGAGUUCGACCGUACCAUCGAGCGACUGAAUGAGAGCAUGGGCCUUUGCAUUAAGUGA